CGCGUCGCUAAUCGCGGCCUCGGCUGUCAAUCACCAGUGAUUCCCCACCGGUACCCGCUGAUCACCGAGUAUUACCGAUGGGGGAGAGACCUGUAUAUAAACAAUACAGAUCUCUCCCCUGUCUGCUCCUGCACCCUGCUUUGUAUUGCUCUGCAUAGCACAGCCAGUGGAAAGCACUCACAAAGCACACAGUGAAACAGCACACAGUUAACCCUUUGAUCGCCCCACAUGUUAACCCCUUCCUGCCCAGUGCCAUUAGUACAGUGUCAGUGCUUUUUAUUAGUACUGAUCACUGAAUUGGUGUCACUGGGGAUGUCAAUGACACCAAGUCCAUUCCCCCCCAGUGUCAGAAUGCCCGCCGCAGUCCCGCUAUAAGUCGCUGA
Molecule: messenger RNA, 383 nt
Organism: Staurois parvus
Lineage: Eukaryota; Metazoa; Chordata; Amphibia; Anura; Ranidae
Source: the annotation of a GenBank genome assembly